AUGUUUCUUUUCGAAGUCGGGAAGAUCCUUGACGUGCGAAUGGGUGACUACGCGAAGAGUGUAACGGAGAAUACUUCCCUCAAGUUCACGAAGGCCGCGCUUGGUUUACGGCAACAGCUAAACGCACAGGUCAAUACAAAGGGACGGACGGGUGGAGGGGCCGGUAGUGGCGGAGCAGAGGGAGGUGUACAGGGGGACAGGGCCGCUGGAGGGGGUAAGGGGGACCUUGCUAAGCGCCGAAAGGGGGGGGGGAUGUCCGGGGCAGAGAUUAGGGACAGAUGCACUACAAAACAACUUGUCGUGCUCAUGAAAGCCGCAGAGAUUCCGAAGGGCACUGUAAACUCAAGAGAAGAGGAUCUCCUCGAUCAUCUGGAGACGUUUGUGUGUGGGUUCAGGCAGGAACCGGUUGGAGGGGCAGGCCCCAACGUGACGGGGACUGGGCUAGCCGGAGGAGGAUGCGGGGGGCGUGGUUGUGAGAACGCGGGUGAGGGCAACACCUUGACAGGUAGUGGGGAGAUGGCCUCUGCCGGUGGUGAUUUGACGACGGAAGAAGUUCCUACGCAGGACGGAAUGGACCACGACGAUUUCCUUUCCCGACCGAUUGCAAUGGAUAUCUCACUGUCGGCUUUGGAGGGGGCGGGUGUGUCUAGCGGGAGUGGUUCUUGAUCAAGUUUCCAAGACAGAAGGUGAAGGUUGGGCUUCGGUGGCGCCGGCUUUCGUUUUCUCAUACUGUACUUCAAUAUUCAGGGAUCAUAACUAACAACAUAUUCG
Messenger RNA from Ectocarpus sp. CCAP 1310/34, 771 nucleotides. Lineage: Eukaryota; Phaeophyceae; Ectocarpales; Ectocarpaceae. The record is from the annotation of a GenBank genome assembly.